UCCUUGGGUCGUGAACGAGAGAGCGCGAAUAAAAAACUCGCAUUGCUCUAUCAUCAAAGAGCUGGCUCACUGAGGAGAAAGGCUGUGUGUCUCUUGUCCAGGGAUUAGGAUUAGGAUGCUCGCUGUCGCGAAAUUGAGAGAUUGAUACAAUGCGCUCCUAGAUCAUCGCUCCCGAUCGGUCAAAGAGGGGACACAGGUGAGCUGUGGGCUUCUCGAGGCAGGAAUUUCCACUGGAUUUGGAGGAAUCGCGGCCGAGGCCAGGAAGAGAUUGAUAGGGAGGAAUAAUGUCCGCCUCAGCAGCAGGGGCUGAUCAGGGUAGCAGCGCCAAUGGGAUCAUGAAAUCCUUCAGCAAGAACAGCAUCCGGCGCGGCUUCUUCCCAGAAGGUGCUUUUAACGUUCGCGUAGCUAGCGACCCAGCCGCUAUGGCGAGGCACCAACAGCAUUUGGACGACAGCGAUGACGCCACGCCGGUUCUCGAGGUCGCUCUACCGUCCGAUCAACACCACCACUCUCCUCCCUCGGCCUCCAAGAAGCCCACCUCUUCCACGACCUCUUCCUCCUCCUCCUCCUCCUCCUCCAGGGCUCUCUUCACAUUUCCAUCCAAAUGGGACGACGCCGAGAAGUGGCUCAAAUCCUCCGCCAAGAAAUCCGGCAAGAGGCAGCAGAUUCACGGAUUCAAGAAGCUCCACCAGCAGCCGCAAGGCGGCGGCGAUCGCGAGCUGGAGAGCAGCGAUCUCAUCCAGGGAGACCGCGUCGAGGAGCUCGAGGAGGACGAGGACGAGGAGGGAGAAUCCGAGGACCGGGAGAAGAAGAUGAUGAUCGAUUCGUCGUCCACUUCUUCUUCCAUGGCCGCCGGCGUCGUGGGAUCGAGAUUUAGCUUCCCCAUGGUGAAGAGCGAUGGCGGCAAGGCGCUGGAGGCGACGAUCUGCGAGGCGGUCAAGAACCAGCAGCUGCGCAUCCAGAAGCCUUUCACGGAUCCAACAGAGGCUACCAGCGGCUUCGAUUUCAAGCAAGAUCCCCACCAGCCGCCCAAGAGCCCGACGUCUCUGUACGAGAGCGUGGCGUGCAUCGCUCCAGGGCCUCGAUCCAUCUCCAUGCGCGACAUGGGCACGGAGAUGACCCCAAUCGCGAGCCAGGAGCCGUCAAGAACAGCGACGCCGAUGCGCACUCCAAUCAUGACCAGCCCGGGCGUCUCGCCGGGGCGAUUGCGACCAAUCCCUCCACCGCCGCCGCCACCGCCGCCGCCACAGGCAACCACGCCCACCAUGCCACCGAAUUACCGCUCCACCGGCACCGACGCCUCUCCUCCUCCGCCGCUCCCUCCUCCUGGCGAUCAUCUGGACGAGCAGCUCGCAUCGAUUCCAGCGCUUCCAGCGACCCCGGGUGGAGCGACGAUCCACACCACCAGGAACGCUACCAGGCACGAGAUCUUGGUGCUUGGCACGCAACUGGGCAAGAGUAGCAUCGCGGCGUGGGCGACGCGCGAGGAGGAAGAGAACGAUGCGUCCAAAUGCCUCAAGGUGGUGAUCCAGCAGCAGCAGCAGCAAAAUCAAACCGUUGACUCUCUUAGACCGGCCGUUGACCUGGACGAGGUGAGGCGGACCAUGGUUGAAAGCCGCGCGACCGCGUGGGAGGAGGCCGAGCACGCCAAGUACAUGGCGAGGUAUGAGCGCGAGGAGGCUAAGAUUUUGGCGUGGGAGAAUCACCAGAAGGCCAAGGCCGAGGCCGAAUUGAGACGAAUGGAGCUGGCUGGCUGGCUAUGACCGCUGCUGCCGCGCUGCUACUGAUUGAUUCCUCACUUAACGAAUGGGAGUAAUUGCGGCAGGUGAAAAUGGAAUAGAAUAGAACGUAAGGUAAAAACUCUGGUUUUAAUCCGUGACCGGCGCCGACGGUCAGAGCGGUCAGCGCCGGUCCAGUCCCAGUCCACAGUCGCCAGUCCACUCACCACAAUCAGUCAGUCAGCCAGUCCACCAUCAUCAGGCCCUCGCACAUGUCCAUGUUCUAGCAUCAUUCAAGCGAGUGAUUUGCUUGGCUAUUAUAGAGUAUAGUAUCUAUCUAUCACUGGGGAGAUAGAUAGACAGAGCUUCGUUAGCUAGGACUAGAUCUCACUUGGGGGAUUAGCUUUGGCUGGAAUGAUGUGAAUGAUUCUCUUCC
Selaginella moellendorffii is the source of this 2154-nucleotide messenger RNA. Its product is annotated as formin-like protein 20. Bases 285 to 1763 code for a protein of 492 amino acids. The transcript is spliced from 5 exons. The record is from RefSeq and is a predicted model, not a curated record. Lineage: Eukaryota; Viridiplantae; Streptophyta; Lycopodiopsida; Selaginellales; Selaginellaceae.